Messenger RNA from Dipodomys ordii (Ord's kangaroo rat), 1144 nucleotides. RefSeq names its product chromosome unknown open reading frame, human C6orf136. The record is from RefSeq and is a predicted model, not a curated record. Lineage: Eukaryota; Metazoa; Chordata; Mammalia; Rodentia; Heteromyidae. The transcript is spliced from 6 exons. The coding region runs from base 121 to 1056 and encodes 311 amino acids.
GGCCCUUGCCCCCCCCCCUCCCACUUUUCCCCUUCACGAAGCCGGGUCCCGGGCGCGCUCACCCCUGUGAGGAGGCCGGAGGCCGGACUCGGGAGGCGCCCACUCCACUCCCGGAAGAUCAUGUACCAUCCCAGUCGGGGGGCGGCCCGGCGUCUUGGCCCCUGCCUCCGCGCCUACCAGGCUCGACCCCAGGAUCAGCUUUCUCCACGGACUCUACCAUUCCCACCCCUCUGGCCCCACUCUACAACAGUUACUUCUCCAUCUUCUCCUCUUUUCUGGUCCCCUCCACCCCCACAUCCUCCAACCCGGUCUCCUUCCCAGGUUUUCCCUCUUCCUCUCUCUCAGGUCCUGACCCUCAACUCAUCAUGGGUGGUUCUCCCUCCAGAAAAGGAGGAGGAGGGUCCAGGACCUGAACUGCACAAUGGAUGCCUUGAUGGGCUUAGGAGCCUUUUUGAGGGACCUCCUGGGGCUUUGAUACCUUUCCAAGCCCCUGGAACUGCCCACCCUUCCCCUGCCACCCCUUCAGGAGAUCCUAGCAUGGAGGAGCACCUGGCUGUGAUGUAUGAGAAACUAAGACAAGAGCUUCCCAACCUCUUCCUUCACUCCCACGACUAUUCUCUCUAUUCAUCAGAUGUGGAAUUCAUCAAUGGGAUCCUCAACAUUCGAACCAAAGGCCGGGCAUGGUAUAUUCUGUCUCUAACCCUUUGUCGCUUCCUGGCUUGGAACUACUUUGCACAACUUCGGUUGGAGAUUCUACAACUAACCCGCCACCCUGAGAAUUGGACACUGCAAGCCCGCUGGCGGCUUGUAGGAUUACCCAUCCACAUGCUCUUCCUGCGUUUCUACAAGCGGGAUAAAGAGGAGCUUUAUAGGACCUACGAUGCCUAUUCCACCUUCUACCUGAAUUCCAGUGGCCUCAUUUGCCGUCAUCACUUAGACAAAAUGAUGCCUUCGCAUUCACCUCCAUCGCCUGUGAAGAAGCUGCUAGUGGGAGCUCUGGUGACUCUAGGGCUGUCAGAGCCAGAGCCCAACCUAAAUGUAUGUCCCAAGGCCUGAGCCAGAAGGCAGGUGGGGCAGCACUGAAAACGUCGCUACGCACAAGAGGAGGUGGAGGCAGCCAAAGAUCUCCAGACCAGCUGCCUCC